Dracunculus medinensis (Guinea worm) is the source of this 2490-nucleotide messenger RNA. Lineage: Eukaryota; Metazoa; Nematoda; Chromadorea; Rhabditida; Dracunculidae. The record is from the annotation of a GenBank genome assembly.
AUGAUUAAUGAAUUCUCCAAUGGAUUUGAUGGAGAAGGAAGUUGCAGACAAACGAACAAUGAAAGUGCUGAAGUUAUUGAAUACAAGGUCCUCGGUCAGAAUUUAUUUCAGAAUCCAAAAAAAAUUAAAAUAACUCCAUCAUGGGUCACAUCAGGGACGAAAUUCCCUGCAGAAUUAAGGGAUACGAACUAUGCAGAAUUAGAAGUUAUCUCCGGUUUGCAUCCAUUGUUAUUCGAUUCGGUUCGCCAGCAAAUAAGCAAAUGGUAUCCGGUUCAAAUAUCAGUUCUUCCUCGUCUUAUUGCAGAGUCAAAUCAUAUACCAGUCUUUCCUCCCCGGGAUAUUGUUAUAUCAUCACCAACAGGUAGUGGUAAGACUCUUUGUUAUAUUCUGCCGAUUAUCAAUUCAUUGCAUACCUUCGGUGCUACUUUUUUAACAGCCAUAAUAAUGGCUCCCGUUCAGAAUUUGGUGGUGCAAAUUGCAAAAGAAUUCGGACGAUUUAACGUUUUUAAUAUAAAAUGUGCUAUAUUAUGUGGGAAUCGAGACUUUUCUUCGGAGAAACACCAAGUAAAGAAUGCACAAGUUUUAUUUGUUACUCCUGGUCGUCUUGUUGAACAUAUAGUUGAUAGAAAUUAUCCCUUAGAUUUUUCUCAUCUGAGAUAUCUGGUUAUUGAUGAGGCAGAUCGUAUGACAAAUGAUGCUCGUUUAGAGUGGCUUGGGCCACUGGAAAAUCUUUGCAAAUAUUCGAAUAAAUGGGCAAGCAUCGACGAUAUUUUGAAUGGAAGUGAUUUGCAGAAGAUUCUGGUCUCAGCAACUCUCUCGCAAGAUAUCGAAAAAUUACAUCAAUGGCAGCUACGGAAUCCUAAGCUCUACAGAACUUACUUAUGUCAAACGGAAGAAGUAAAGAUCAGUCAGUGUGAGGAUACGGAUUUCAUUGCGAAUACAGCUGCAGUUCCUUCUACAAUUGAAAAUGAAAUCAUUGUUUGCGAGCCAAAAAUGAAGCCCUUAGCAAUUUUUCUUGAAAUCGAAAAAAUGUCUGAGUGGAAAAAAAUAUUGGUGUUUGCUAAUAAUAAGAUAAUCAGUUAUCGUCUUACAACAUUACUGAAAUUGCUAAAUGGUGGAAAAUAUCAAGUUGAAGAGUUUUCAUCCAAUCUCUUUGGUCACCGUCGUCAAAAAGUUCUCAAAAGGUUUUUAAAAGGCACAACUCGUGUGUUAAUAUCAAGCGACGCUUUAUCGCGUGGAAUAAGCAUUGAAAAUAUUGAUGCAGUAAUUAAUUAUGACAAACCUCGAAACGAAAGACUUUUUAUUCAUCGAGUUGGUAGGACGGGAAGGUGUGGAAAGCGAGGAACGGCCGUGUCGUUUAUUACGCCUUCUGAGGAAAGAAAAUUUAUUAAUCCCAAAGAAUCACUUCUGAUAUAUAUUAUAAUAAUAAAUAAUGGAAUAUUAAUCAGAGUAGCGCUAAAGGAUAUUUUUAUGAAAGUUGGUUGUAAUGCAAAAAGAGAGAGUAAAUUUACGAUGAACAGAGAGGAUAAAUUAAUGAAGAAAUAUCAGAGUGCCCUAUUAGAACUGAAGAAUUUUAUCGAUAAGACCCAUAAGGUGGAAAAACAAAUUAAAAACAAACUUAAAAUAAUUUACGAGUUGAAAAAUUCUAAGACAUUUUCAAAUAAUGGAAGAAAUAAAGAGAAUAAUUUUCUUUGCUUCAAAAAACAAAGGAUGAGCGGUAAUUACUUCAUGAAAGAUUUGGUUUUGGAAAGUUUCUCAUCACAGAUGAAUGUUGAGUGGACAGAAGCUGUACUUUACACCCCUUAUCAGAAACAUCAAGCGCUUUUAUAUGAGUAUGCUGAUGGCGUGGCAGCACAAACCUUCUUGAAAAUGGCUGAUUUGCCAUACAAAUUGCUGGAGAGGCCGAAUGCAGAGUUCAUGUCGCCUACGGGGAAAGUUCCUUUCCUCAAAUUGCAACAACUUCUCAUAUCGGAGUACAUGCCUAUUGUCGAUUUUAUAGCAAAAUAUGGAGUAAGCUUGUCAACCGGGUUGUCGGAUACACAACAAGCUGAUCUACAAGCUCAUAUUGCGAUUAUUGAAGAAAAUUUAAAAAAUAUUGAACUUUACAUAAUGUGGGUAAAUGAAUCAGUCUGGUCGCAAGUAACCUUUAAACGUUAUGGUUCUGUAUAUUUAUGGCCUUUAAACAAGGUUUUACCACAUCUUAAAAAGCGUGAAAUAUUUAAUUUUUUGCGAGCAAUCGGAUGGGACCGUAAAUCACCAGAAUGGAUAAUGGAUUCAGUUGAUAAGAUUUUUAAAUGCCUCUCUUCGAAACUGGGGACAAACAAUUAUUUCAUGGGGUCAUCCCCAACCGAACUUGAUGCAUUAGCAUUUGGCCAUUUAUUCACAAUUUUGACUACAGAAUUACCAUAUACGGAACUUGUGAAUUGUCUCCGUAGAUAUUCUAAUUUGACCGAUUUUUGUAAACGUAUUGACGAGAAAUAUUUUAAAUAA